Messenger RNA from Vespula pensylvanica (western yellowjacket), 951 nucleotides. RefSeq lists its product as uncharacterized. The record is from RefSeq and is a predicted model, not a curated record. The coding region runs from base 276 to 911 and encodes 211 amino acids. Lineage: Eukaryota; Metazoa; Arthropoda; Insecta; Hymenoptera; Vespidae. The transcript has a single exon.
UGUGCAGAAAAUAAAUCAACAAUGAGAAUUAUAUUAUCCAGCUGCGUUCGCAUCGAACGUUCGAUGUUCCUUGGAAACAAACGAGACGUAGCGUAACAUCGUUUGAAGGAGAUACCAUUAGAGGUAGGGUUAAGAUUGAACGAGACAUUUUAUAUUCUGUUAAUACGUGUAUAUAUACGUAUUUAUAUACGUAACGACACGUAGAAAAUCGAAAGAGAAAAGGUGCCGACCGUUUGUCGAGAAAAAUGGCGACGUAAAAUUACGAAUAAAAUAAAAUGGAGAAAGCGACGUCGGUAAGAGUGAAACAAUUGGGUUGCGAAUGUUGGAAAAAUAAGAUCCCUCAAUACAAGAGGAAACAACGUGAUCGUUGCAAGAGAAAAAGGCAGACUUUGGUGUUUAACGUAAACGCGGACGAUGAGAUAUGGCACGAACCGUAUAUGCAACGACUUCAAAAAGAAUUCUCGGACGUUUCGAUCCUUUGCGACUCGAAGAUCGAGUUACCAUGGAAGGACAUCGCGUUACCGACUGUGGUAAGAAAAAUUCGUACGGAUAACUCGGUCGAUCACGGAAGUCAAGACGCGGAAAAUGGCGAGGUCGAUUUGGACGAAGCGGAGAAAAAGGAAUCGAACGGAUUUAUGACGUUACCGUGGCACAAAUUAUUGAUCACCAACGUUGUUACACCGACGAAAGAGACCGUUCCAGCAUGCUGCGAUUCGAACGUCGAAAUACCAUGGGAAGAUCUUGCUUUGGACAAACCGGUCAAUAUCCGUGUCCCACCUACGGACGAAAAAGAUUCAUGCGUUCCCGACGACCUCGAGAUACCGUGGCAGGACAUUCUCGUACCUCAGAAUAUCGUGAUCGAGGUGCCAAAGAAAAUUUGUACUAUGAACUCAAGAAAACAGAAAAAAUAGAUGAUCGAUCGGUCCUUUCUAAAAAACUUCACGAAAUCUU